This is a messenger RNA of Humulus lupulus (European hop), 1973 nucleotides long. Its product is annotated as glucan endo-1,3-beta-D-glucosidase-like. Lineage: Eukaryota; Viridiplantae; Streptophyta; Magnoliopsida; Rosales; Cannabaceae. Gene Ontology annotation, cellular component: plasma membrane. The record is from RefSeq and is a predicted model, not a curated record. The transcript is spliced from 2 exons. Gene Ontology annotation, biological process: carbohydrate metabolic process. Gene Ontology annotation, molecular function: hydrolase activity, hydrolyzing O-glycosyl compounds. Bases 79 to 1509 code for a protein of 476 amino acids.
GUACUUAUAUACUGAGCUUCAUCUUAUUGAAUGUAGAAUAAUAUUCACUCACUACUUCACUUCCCAUAACCAUAUGGUAUGGCAGCCAUGGCUACCACCACCACCACCACCACCCAGCUCUUGUUCUUCUUCGUCUUCUCCAUUAUUCUAAUACUUCCAUUUGCUUCGAGCGUGGGCGUGAACUACGGCACGCUCGGAAACAACCUCCCCUCCCCAAAGCGAGUAGCUCAGCUCCUCCAAGCCACUCUCAUCGACAAGGUCAAAAUCUACGACACCAACCCAGAAAUCCUCAACGCCUUCUCCAACACCGCCAUCGACCUCAUUGUUGCCGUCGAGAACCACCACGUCUCCAAUCUCAGCUCCGACACCUCCCUCGCCGACCAAUGGUUCACCACUCGCAUCGCUCCCUUCAUCCCCGCCACCUCCGUAGUAGCCAUUGCAGUCGGAAACGAAUACCUGACCACGACCGACGACGGAGUCCCCGAUCCAGCCUCCCUCCUCCGAGCCAUCAAGAAUCUCCACUCCGUCCUCGUCUCCCGAGGCCUCGAUCGGAAGAUCAAAGUCACUACUCCUCACAGCAUGGCCGUACUCGCCUCCUCCUUCCCGCCAUCCUCCUCAACCUUCGCCCCAAACCUAGCUCAGUCCAUGGAAUCUCUGCUCGAUUUCUUGGCCGAUACUAACUCCCCCUUCAUGGUCAAUGCAUACCCGUACUUUGCUUACCGAGACAACCCGGAGACCGUGAAUCUACAGUACGCACUGCUCGGAAACUCAACCGGCGGCGGCGUUCGCGACCCGAAAGGCUACGUGUACUACAACAUGUUGGAUGCUCAAAUCGACGCCGUUAGAUCAGCGAUCAACGCGUUGGGGUUCGGGAACCGUACGAUCAAGAUCACGGUAUCGGAGUCUGGCUGGCCUUCGAAGGGCGACGCCGGAGACAUAGCGGCAACGAAGGAGAACGCGAAGACGUACAACACGAGAUUGAUCGAGCGAGCUCAGUCGAGCAAGGGGACUCCGAUGAAGCCGAGGGACAAAAUCGACAUUUUCGUGUUUGCUCUGUUCAACGAGAACAAGAAGAAAGGAGCGACCACGGAGAGGAACUUCGGGAUGUUCAAUGGCGACGGGUCGAAGGUGUACGACAUGGAUUUGAGCUGUGAGUUUUGCAGUAGCAAUGGGGAUGAAACGACGUCGUUUGGGUUCGGUGAGAAAGUGAAUACUGAGUUGAGAAGGGGUCCUUCGGUUUGGUGUGUGGCCAAACCCCAUGCAAACGACAAGGUUCUUCAGGGCGUUUUGGACUUCUGCUGUGGGCCUGGUGGAGUGGACUGUAGAGAGAUUUAUAAUGACAGUGGGCCCUGUUUUGAGCCCAAUAAGCUUCUUGCCCAUGCUUCUUAUGCCAUGAAUUCUUACUAUCAAAUGCAUGGAAGGAAUUUUUGGAAUUGUGAUUUCAAGGGCACUGGUCUUGUUACUUUCAGUGAUCCAAGUUAUGGGCCUUGCCGGUAUCCUCAAAUGUGAGCAAUUAAUUUUGUGUAAUAGGAUAGGAGUAUUGUAAUUUGUAAGGUAAUUUUGAAUUUAUUUCUAUGAUGUGGUUUUAAGAAAGAAUUAUCAAUAUUGUUUUUCACAGUUUCAGUUGAGGUGGAUAUCUAGAGAGAGUACUAACCCUAGAUUCAGUCCAAGAGAUUUUGAAGCAAUGUAUGAAAAACUAUCAUUAGUGUGUGAAAGUGGAAUGAAACUGUGAGCCAUUAAUAUUGUGCAAUAAGAGUAUUGGUUGGUAUUUUUGAAUGACAUAGUUUCAAUUUUGAAACCAUGUAUGAAAGCUAGUGUUACAAAUUUUGAAUAUUUUGAGUGAAAUGGGGUUGGUGUGUGAAACUGAUUCUGUUUUUUUUACCAAUUUUCUUACAUGGGUCCCCUCACGUGCUGGCUUGUCCUGCGACUGCUACAUAAUAAUAUAAGGCCCUGUCUAUUGCACGUGCUCAAAA